Molecule: messenger RNA, 858 nt
Organism: Symbiodinium necroappetens
Lineage: Eukaryota; Dinophyceae; Suessiales; Symbiodiniaceae
Source: the annotation of a GenBank genome assembly
AUGGCAUAUUGCUUUCUUUUAUAUGUCCGUUUGCAAAACAUCAAGUUGUUAAAAGAAGAGUUCAUCGCCUCUUUUGUGUGGCCUCGCUCCUGCCCAAGGUCGGCCUUCUCCGACCGGCUCUUUGCCUACGUCGGCUUGUUGUCCUCCGUGGCCACUGUGGUGAUCCUGGGGCUACUCCUGUGUGGUGGGCCGGACAGCUGGGCGACCGACAUGUUGUACCUGCCCGACCCGGACUACAUUCCCAGCACUUUUGCCUUGAUCUUCUUUGCCGUUGGCACGCAUCCGCUGAUCGUCGGCGUGAUGCAUACCACUCGAAGUCCCACAGACUUGCGGGUGUCGAUUCUUGGUGCUUGGCCAAUCGCGACCACUGUCUCGGUUCUUUGUGGUGGAAUGGCCUACCGGAUUUAUGGCUCAGCCUUGCAACCCGACAUAAUGGCCAAUAUCGAAGGGGAGCUCCGCAGGAUUGCGGGUGUCUGGAUGGCGAUCAAGGUGCUGGGGAACGCCGUCCCCCUUGCAAGACCACUGGCGAAUGCGUAUGCUAGGAGCCUUCGAUGGCUGCCUCCAGGUCACAGCGCUGGGCCCUUGCUCAUGACGCCUGUUAUGGUCCUACUGGCCGCGGUGGCGAUAUUCUUCGCGGAUCGUUUGGAGGCCUUCUACAGCGUGGCUGGUUGCACCAUCACCAGCUUCAACGUCCUCCUGAUUCCGACCAUCGCAUACCUGUCGAUCUGCAAGCCACGCGGGAUCAGCCACUACUGUGCUGUUGGCUAUGCUAUUCUUGGCGCCGUGCUGUCAGUCUCCCCCGUGGCUUACCUUCUAUGGCAGCUGGCAUGUCCGCAAGAGGACCCUUCUGAUCUAUGA